CAUUACAGAUACUUGUGUGAAUAUAUGUGAAGUAAUUUGAGUGACAAAUGCUAAAAAAAAAUCAGCUAACUACAAAAAAAAGAGGAGCUCUUUGCAUGAAAACAUCCAUGUGGUUGUUUAGAUUUUCUAUGCAGAUGUGGUUCUGCUUAUUCUGAGAAGAGAGCACAAAACAUCAUCUAUUUGUAUUUCUUUUUCAGCUGCAGUACACAUGAGAUUUUGUGACUGACUGGAGAAUGUCAACAUGCAGUCAGAUGAUCAUCAGAUGAUAAGUAUUUUUCGAUUUGUCUCACAACUGGUGGGGGUGGUGAUGGUGGUGGUUAGGGUUAUGAUUAGGCAAGCAAACCUCCAGGAAAUGAGUGCAAGUCUAUGUAAUGUCCCCAAAAGUAAUGGAAACAUGACUUUGUGUGUGUGUGUAAAGGUCAGGCAGAGUUCAGGAGGCAUUUGAUCCUAAAGCCCAGCAUGGGAUCGGGUACAUGUACUGCAAAAAUGACAUGCGUGUGCUCGCACAUGAUUUUCAUUUGCACUUAAACAUAUUCAGAAAAGGCAAUGCAAGCUUUAAUUGCUGUAAUGGCAUUUCUGAUUACUUCAAAAUAGAAAGCUUAUUUUACUCAAACUCUGCUGAAAUGAGCAGGUCUAAAGUGGAAGAACGAGUCUUACUGUCACUGAGUCAUUAGCUAUUUGCUGAGCAUGCUGGGAUCUUGUUCCACCAGGACUGACAUGUCUGAGAGUCCCUGGAUCUCCUUAACACACCUACUGCUAAAUAAAAUGGAGCAAAGAAGAGUUUCGCUCUAAGGCUUUUCCAGUUUCUAGAAAAAAAAAGUGAAAAAUUUAUUGGAAUAUAUGAAAUACAUAUCAGCUGCCUGUGAUCCAGCGUUCACUAAAAAUUUUCUACCGCAUGUUUUCUGUCACAAAUGAUUUGCUGCUGGAUGUACUGCGUAUGCAGGAAGUUCGACUCAUCCACUUUCUAGGAAGGAUCUCACACUUUUGACGUCUGGCCCUGGUUCCAAAGCAGACUGAGCCAUGGAUUACGUGCUGAACAUUGCUGAUAAUUACAUCUUCACACCAUAUGUUUACCAAGCCUCAUGGCCUGAGGAUGAGGCUCUGCGUCAGAUUAUCAGCCUGUGGGUGUUGACCAUCCUGGGAGCAGAGCUCAUUUACCUGGGUUUUGGUGCUCUUAGCUUCUACUAUGUGUUUGACCAUAAACUCAUGAAGCAUCCACACUUUGUUAAGAACCAGGUAAGAAAAGAGAUUCAACUUGGAACGACCUCCAUCUUCUGGAUGAGCUUCCCCACAGUGGCCCUUUUCUUCUGGGAGGUCAGAGGAUACAGCAAACUUUAUGACAAUAUCAGCAACUCUUUUCUGGGCUGGUUUGGGGUGUUCCAGAGCAUCGCUGGUUUCCUGUUCUUUACUGACAUGUGUAUCUACUGGAUACACCGAUUGAUGCACCAUAAGAGCAUUUACAAGUGCUUACAUAAGCAGCACCACAUAUUUAAGAUCCCUACGCCUUUUGCCAGCCACGCCUUCCACCCACUCGAUGGCUUCCUGCAGAGCUUACCCUAUCACAUCUAUCCUUUCAUCUUCCCCCUCCACAAGGUGGUCUACCUCUCACUCUUUGUCUUUGUCAACAUCUGGACCAUUUCUAUACAUGAUGGAGACUACCGCAUCCCUGGCCCCCUGAUAUGUCUGAUCAAUGGAGCUGCACACCACGUAGAUCAUCACCUCUUCUUCAACUACAACUACGGACAAUACUUCACGCUCUGGGAUCGUCUAGGGGGCUCUUACCGACAUCCCUCGGCCCUGCUGGGGCAGGGGCCACAUGACCACAUUCGCAAGCUCACGGCAGAAGCAGCAAAAACACAGUGAUAAUGGCUUUUUACCCAGUUUAAUCCACUCAGAGUGGUUGUCCACAGAGACACUCAGUCUGGGUCAUGACAGAAGAGACAACUGUCCAUUAAUCCAUCCAUUUUCUUCCACUUUAUCAGGGGUUGGGUCGCGGGGCCAGCAAAGGGAAACCCUGCUGGAAUUAAAGACAACUGCAUUAUGCAAAACCAGCUGUCAGACAUUAGAGACAAGGAAGACACAAUUAAAUGUUUUUUUAUUAUUAUUUUUGUAGAAGAAAUACUGAAAGCUGGACACAGUGAAUAUAAUUCUGGAAAAAUGCUUAAAAGUGCUGAUUAGAGAUAACAUGAAAAUGAAAAUUUGACCAUCUCUUUGGUCAAAACAAAUAAUGUGGACGUGUAUAUGUAUUCAUCUAAAUGCCAGCAUGAUGGUCUGAUUUAUGAUCACAACUUUAUAAAACUAAGCAAGUGAUUUAUGGCAGAAAGUUGACAGAUUUUUUUUAAUUAUCAAAGAAUACUUAUACUUAUGCCUCUGUCCAUCAGAACAUGGAAUUGCAUGCUUUAACUGGUUCAACCUC
This is a messenger RNA of Scatophagus argus, 2416 nucleotides long. RefSeq names its product lathosterol oxidase-like. The record is from RefSeq and is a predicted model, not a curated record. Gene Ontology annotation, molecular function: oxidoreductase activity; iron ion binding. NCBI's taxonomy places the organism in Eukaryota, Metazoa, Chordata, Actinopteri, Scatophagidae. The coding region runs from base 1021 to 1863 and encodes 280 amino acids. The transcript is spliced from 6 exons.